Paramuricea clavata is the source of this 198-nucleotide messenger RNA. Lineage: Eukaryota; Metazoa; Cnidaria; Anthozoa; Malacalcyonacea; Plexauridae. The record is from the annotation of a GenBank genome assembly.
AUGCGAGAGCAUUUGGAAACGAUAUGUCCACCCACCGCCACAGUUGCAAGCGACUUGGAGCACACUAUGGUCCUCACCAUCCGAGAACAAGGUGAAAGAUUUUCUGUGGAGACUGACCCACCGUGUUCUGACUACGAAGAGCUACCUCAGAAAAUGGGGAAUGCAGGUAAACCCGACAUGCCCAUAUUGCCAACAUAG